This is a messenger RNA of Papaver somniferum (opium poppy), 1541 nucleotides long. RefSeq lists its product as uncharacterized. The record is from RefSeq and is a predicted model, not a curated record. The transcript has 11 exons. Lineage: Eukaryota; Viridiplantae; Streptophyta; Magnoliopsida; Ranunculales; Papaveraceae. The coding region runs from base 87 to 1286 and encodes 399 amino acids.
CUUUAUUACUUUAUUCGCACCAAAUACAGAAGAUGCAGUUGUAAAAUAUUUUCCCAACCAAAAACAGUACUCAGAGAAUACCGGCGAUGGAUUCUUCUUCUUCUUCUCCAAAAGCCUCGACAGUAGUUGAACUAACUGAAGACUAUUUAGAACAACUACUGAGAUUCACUCUCUUAUCUUCUAUCAAUGAAACCCUUGAAAUCAAUUUAGGCUUAUCAAAACAAUACUGUUCUCAUCUACUCAAACUUGAUGAUGCCCAACUGGAUCCCAGUUCCGAUCGUUCAUCAGAUACUUCUGAAGGAAUUCCGGUGUAUCCUUUGUAUAAGCGUCUAGCAUCAGAUUUGCUCCAGUGUAUAACUACUGGAAAGUUUGUGAAAGAGUCUAAUGAUGUGAUGUUGAUCAAGGAAGAUGAAUCAUUGAAGCAGAAAGAAGAAGAGUGGAGUAAGAUUAUUCGAGAUAAGGGAAUGGAAUUGGUAAAGAUGUUGAAAGAUGUAGAUUAUGAAAUUGAUGUGCAAGAACCUUUCUUUACCCAACUAAGAGUUGGCCGCAAAACAAUUGAAGGGAGGUGUGCUGUGGGUGACUACAACAGAAUCGGACCAGGUUCCUUGCUUCUUUUCAACAGAUGUCUUAUACUCGGAGUUCAGGAUGUUAGACGACAUCCUUCUUUUGCUGAGUUGUUGAAAACCGAGAGUCUUGAGAAAGUUCUUCCUGGUGUAGAUACAAUUGAAGAAGGUGUUCAAAUAUACAGGAAUUUUUACACUGAAGAAAAGGAGAAGUCCAAUGGUGUCCAUGCAAUUUGUGUUUCAAAACCAAAACCUCAGCCCUAUAUUUGUCUCGGCGCUAUAAUCUCUGGGUUGAAUUAUGAGGGCCUUGGUAGCCUAUUGGGAUUAAUGCAUACAACCGGAACAAUCGCUGAUGCUCUUCCUCCGCCAAGAUCAGCUCUCCUAUCUUCAUUUCUGACGCCUCAGAAUCCGCAUAUUAAAGGAAGCACCAUGACCGAGGGAGCAAGGGCCUUAGCGAAGCACGUGAACAGGGGUGGCAACAAAUGGUGGGGUAGUUUAGUUGGAAAUGAUAUCAAUAAAAACAAGAUAGCAUUGGAAGUGAUAAAUCAGUUGAUAAGUAACUGUCGUUGGAUUAACAUCCAUAUAGUUCCUCCAUACGACGGUGUUCUGGAGAUACGUGUUGCUGAAGGUUAUGGUGCACGGUGGUCUAAAGAAGGUUCAAAGUUUAUCGGGUUUCUGGAACCAUACAUGGAGGAUGGCCAUUCAAAGAGAUGGAGACAUUAGACUUUGUUACUGAAAGCAUCAAUCAGUUUUCAUUGUGUCUGACAUCAUAUUACAUGUGUAAGCAACUGUUUCAAACACUUGUAUGCUUUCAUUUCCUGAAGCUAAAGGAACCAUGUGUGUAAAACCCUGGUUACUAUCAAGGAAGGUGGCAAUGUAAGACUCACUGAAACUAGAAUCAACUUUACUCUGUUCUAAAUCUGAGCUAGCUCUUGUUGAAUAAUGUUAUAAUGAAAAAAAUUAGAUUUCUGACAGAGC